AUGAGCGCUGCGGUCUCCAUGGUGACAGGGCCCGGGGAUGCUGCGCGUCCUCUCCUCCCCCCACGCUUCGUGAUGGAGGUGGGCCGCCUCCCGCUGGAGCUGUGGCGUCUCAUCCUCUCCUACCUCCAGUUGCCCGAGUUGGGCCGCUGCAGCUCCGUGAGCCGCACCUGGCGGGAGCUCGUCGUCAGCUUGGACAAGACGCGCUGGCGGCAGCUGUACCUGGGCUCGCCUCACGCCUGCCGUCGCCCACCGAACUGGCCGCUGCGGCCGGAAUUGGAGCCGCCGUCGUGGCGCGAGGCCCUGCGGAGGGCCCUCCUCGCCAACCGCGUGUGGCGCCGCCACGACAGCCGCUGGAGUACCGUCGAUGUCACCGGCUGUCUGUACGGGCCCUUCUUCCGCAAGCGGCCCGAAUGUCGCAGCGCGUGGGUGGGUCCCGGCGGCGACUACGAGAGCCUGCGGGUGGCGUUGGCCUCACUGCCGCCCUACAGCCGCGUGUUUCUGCUGCCGGGCGUCUACGAGGAGCAGAGCGAGGUGGUCCUGCGGGCGCCCGUCGAGAUCGUGGGCCAGGGCAGCCUGGGCCAGGUGGCGCUGCUCGUCAGCUUUGAACAGCAGUGCCCCACCGUACGCCUCUGCAACCUCGUGCUCAUGCAGGCCUGGUUCACGCCCAUCAUCUACAAGACGAGCGUGGGCCACAUGCAAAUGGACACGUGCAACCUGGAGAACGGGCAGGUGCAGGUGAGUGCUCCGGCCACGUGUCACCUGCGCUUCUGUAGCUUCAGCCAGGCCGGCCUUCACCUGCACGCCGUUGCACUGGCCGCUGUGGAAAACUGCGAGUUCUCUGGGAGCGAGGGCGCUUCUUUGACAGUGGAAGGGUUCCCUUCGACCGACCAUAACUGGGCCUACGAGCACCUGGCUGCGUCGCUGCGUGCCGACCUGCUGGCGCAGUCCUGUGGCCUGCUGGGAGCGGACACCGCGCUGGACUGGCUGAAUCUCGGCUUCGACAAGAAGUCAGAAAGCGCGCAGAGCGACAAAACAGCAGGGCAGGCAGGAGACGGCACGGGAGCCACGCAUCACAGCCAGGGAAGCAAGGCGGUGGGGCGGGUGGGAGGACGCUGCUGGAAUGUCAGCCACAAGGGCCAGAACUGUGUGUCAGGGACUGCACAUGCGGGCCUUUCAGACUCCAUCUCAUCAAAGGCCCACCGCCUCUGCAAUGGCAUGAACCGUGAUGGCAACCACCACGGUGACGCGCUGACCCCAGCGGUUAGCGAGGGGGCAUUUCUCAAGGACAGCAGUGGCAGAGACACGGAGCAGGAGGAAGACUACAAGGAGUUUGCGCACCUACUCACGAGAUUGCCGGUGGGGAGCCUAAUGACGGGGGCAGGGGCCUCGCUGAGCAUGGAGGAGGUAGGCCCUCGGAGCCUGGAGGAGGAGCUGCGCACGGAGAAGGAAGCCCGCCUGUUGGUGCGUCUAAUCUUGGGCUGCGUGGUGCAGCGCUGCCUCUUCCGGGAUGGGCGAGGAGGCGUGCUGUCCUCCACACAUGCCCAUGUGCGUCUCCAACACAACACCUUUCGCCACCUCCACCAAGCUAUCCGCUGCCUGCAGGAUGCCAAGGUGCUCGUGUUUCGUAACGAGAUCCACCACUGCCGAGCGUCGGGCGUUUUCCUGCGCCUCUCCGCUGGCGGUGUCAUUGCGGAGAACGACAUCCACUCCAACGGCGAGGCAGCCAUCGACAUCCGCAAGGCGGCCAACCCCCUCGUACUGUGUAAUCGCAUCCACGGGGGACAACGCACAGGAAUCUUGGUUAUGGGUGGUGGCCGGGGCAUCAUCCGCAGCAACCUCAUUUUCAACAAUCGCGAGGCAGGGAUCUGCAUCCUAUACCGUGGAAACCCGCUCGUCAGUGGCAAUUACAUUUAUCAAGGACUGGCAGCUGGGAUUGCAGUGAAUGAGAAUGGACUGGGUCUCAUUACAGGUAACCUGAUACACGAGAACCAGCAUGGCGGCGUGGACAUUCGCAGAGGAGGGGACCCGGUCCUCAGAAACAACCUCAUCUGCCACAGCGCUUGCGAUGGCGUGGUGAUUGGGGAGCGAGGCCGGGGACUCAUUGAAGGCAACAGCAUCUGUGAAAACAAGGGCUGUGGAGUGUGGAUCAUGGCGUCGGGCACACCCCACGUCCUGGGCAACGUGAUCGCGCACAACGGCCUGCACGGGGCCGCCGUCUUCUGCCGCAAGGAAGGUCCCGUGGAGGCGCAUGGCGGCCAGGCGAUGUACCGCGCCGAAGGGGAGGGCCCGCAUGGCGACGACGCGGAGCUGCUGAGCUGGGAAGGGGACGGCGACCCGCUGGAGGAGGCGGAGCGGCGCGGUGGCCACGCGGCCAUCACCACCACCAUCCUGGAGUACAACAACAUGCUCUACAAUGCAGGGGCAGGGGUGUUCGUGAAGAGCAGCGAGUCGCUGACGGUCGCCUGGAACGCGCUGCACUGCAAUGAGGAGUGCGGCGUGGCCGUGCACAAGAGCACGGCGCUGGCACGCAUCGCCAGCAACAACGUGAGCUGGAACGGCCGCGGGGGCGUCAGCGUGCGGCCCAGCUGCAAGGUGGAGCUGCAGGGCAACGGCGUCUACCACAACACCGGGCACGGCAUCGAGUCUUGCGGCGAGGGAAGCCUCAUCGAGAACGACGUCGUUACCAGUCGUGGAUGUGGCCUGCGCCUGGCCCAGGAUGCACGCAUGCUGGUGCUAAAGAACCGCGUGCUGUCCCUUCACCGCUAUGCGAUGGCGGUGUUCGAACGCACGCGCGGGACCAUCCAGGCCAACCUACUCUUCCAGAGCACGGGGUACGAGGCGCUGCACAUCGAGCUGAGCAGCGCGGGCGACGUGCUCAUCCAGGGCAAUGAAAUGGUGCCUUUCCCUGCGCCAGGGUGCGAGCCGGGCUCUCGCUGGGGCCGUCUGGAGGAGCCUCCACCGCGACCGCACUCCCUCUCCUCGAAGCGACCCGGUGGCCCCCGCUCCGUGUCCAUGGUGACGCGGCUGGGCGGCGGCGUGAGCCAGGGCUGCUCUGGAGGAGGCAGCAGCGUGUGCACCCUGCUGUAGCCACGGGGGUACGCCGCCGUAGGUCCCCUGUGCGGGUCACGUAGUUGCACACUGUCCAUUUGUAACUCGAUAAUAGAGGGGGCUUUUGUUGGGUUAGAUCGCGUGAAUAUAAAUGUGGUGUCGUUAAACCCGCCACCACCCGGCACAGCCAAUUAGUAAGGUUUGUCACAUAAACACAACGUGCCAAUUCGUGACGAGUACAGCAGCACACCGCUUGUGUGUUGGAGAGUAAACCCACAAAAUUUACAAUUCUAUUUGUAACAGCUUCUGUACGUGAUGGUGUAAGGUAGCGUAAGCAGUGCUACUUUGGUGUAGCUUUACUCGGCAAGCGAUUGUCCCCGCAGGUGAUUGGUCAUAUUUGAGAUUCAGAUUUUUUUUAAUAAUCGGGUUUUUAAAAUUUUAUUUUUUAAAUAAUUUUUACCAUUUAAUUUCUUGUUGCAUCUCCUUUGUACAGUUUUGUUUACUCCGUUACCUCGAAGGUAAAAUGAAUGUAUAAUUUGUAUAUAAUUUACAUAAAUUGCAAUCAGGUGUGAUACACAUGUAAUGUGAGUAUAAGAAUCGAUUUGAUUGAAUCAAUCGUCAUGUUGCAAAUGUUGACACGUUGCAACAUAGAAUGAACUCUUGUGUCUGUAUUGCAAUAGUUGCGUAACAUUACGUUUUCAGCAAAUCACAAUACAAAAUAUAUUUAUUGUUGUGUACCAAGAAAUACCUAAGGAUGCGAUUCCACUCAACCCACACUUUUGGCCUUCUUACUCACGUGGCACCCGGUUAAUCACAGCGGCCGUCAACACACUCGGUAGUGGUGAAGUCUUGAUCACAGUUCAGCACCAGCACAUGGGAAUUUGAGUUGUUUGGCGGGUGGCAGCUCCCACCCCGUCUCCUGGGGAGGGCCACGGAGUUUCUUGGCGGUGACCCAGAGCUCCGUUUGGUGCCCUUACGUGUGGCUUAGCGUGCGAAGGUGUCGUCUUGUGGACAGUGCCGGAUUAAGCUGAUGCAGGGCCUGUAGCAUGUUAUAAAACGGGCCCUAAAUAAAAAAACACGUAAAUAUUAAAAUACCAAUUUUUAACAUGUAUAGUAAAAUAAUUGUAUUUUUUUAUUUGCUAUACAACCAGAUACAACAAAUCGCUAACCGUAAACACUCAGCAUAGUACUAUAGUAAUAGAGCAAGUACAGAAUCACUGAAACGGAAUUGAUAGCUUGAAAGCAUUUAGCGCGGGGCUCUUUAAAGUGCAGGGCCUGUAGCAUGUAUAGCUACUUUGCUACUCGGAUAACCCGGCACUGCUUGCAGACGCAGACAUUCUCGUCUCGCCGGAAGAACCCGAUGGAGCUGCAAGGCUGUGCUUCACAGGUGUCCAACCCAGGCUGGGGGUGGCAAUGGAUGGAAAUCGCAGAGAAAAUUACAAAAGCUGGCGGAAUUCCUUCCACCAGAUAAUCGUUCCGCUCAGUCUUGGCUUACUCAAAUCCCACAUGCCGUUUUUUUUAUUUUACUUGGUGGAGUGCUGCAAUCACGAGCCUGCGUGCUAUUUCGGUUUUAUUUAUUUUAAUUAAUCAUUUAAUUCAGUUUUUAGCCCUGUACAGCACUUUGCGACUUCCGGGUGAAAUCUGUUUUAAGAGUGUAAAGUAUUUUUUUCCUAGAUAAAUUAAACCAUCAUAAACAGAAUAAUAUUGGCAAAGGUAAAACAGGACGUCUCUUUGGGGCAACUCGUCUCGGCCCGGGUGAUUGUGGGUGUUCUCCACGGCGCGUGCGGCCCCAGCACAGCCGUCCUAGCGGAAAGGAACUGGCGUUGUGCGGCUGCCGGCCUUCGAUCGUCUACCGGGGAGCUAAGGAGGCGCUCAGGACUCGCCGAUCUGGAGCUUGUCGAAGGCCAAAUGUGUGAAGAAAGAAUGUCAGCCUGCUGAAGCUGACACAAAUAGACAUUCUAAAAAAAGCACGAAGAAUUAGGUAACGUAACUUUCAUAUAUUUUCCUCAUUUUAAAUCAUACAUUUAAUCCUAGCACACCACUGCCAGAAUUUUUAUUUAUUUAUUCCAAAGAAAGGACAAUGCUCCAAUCGACUCCCGCCUACGUGCGUUACAAACACAACCCGAGCUCGCUCUCCGCUUCACAGCCGAUGUUAGAGCGGCGCGUUAUGAAAUCCACGUGACUACCGUCACAAGCAACAUAAAUAUUAAAAGAGUUUCACUGUUUAACUUCAUGUUUAGGAUGGUAUUUGGGAGGAUUGUGGGUACAUCGACUUAGUUUUAUAAAUGGCAACACGUUAAAAAUGAAUUUUUUUAAGUGUGCUGUUUGUGGCACAAUUGGGCAAAAAAUAAAACAUUUUUACAUUC
Lethenteron reissneri (Far Eastern brook lamprey) is the source of this 5414-nucleotide messenger RNA. RefSeq names its product F-box only protein 10-like. Gene Ontology annotation, molecular function: protein binding. The record is from RefSeq and is a predicted model, not a curated record. NCBI's taxonomy places the organism in Eukaryota, Metazoa, Chordata, Hyperoartia, Petromyzontiformes, Petromyzontidae. Gene Ontology annotation, biological process: regulation of apoptotic process; ubiquitin-dependent protein catabolic process.